Molecule: messenger RNA, 1776 nt
Organism: Tripterygium wilfordii
Lineage: Eukaryota; Viridiplantae; Streptophyta; Magnoliopsida; Celastrales; Celastraceae
Product: two-component response regulator ARR2-like
Exons: 5
Coding region: 278-1414 (378 amino acids)
Molecular function (GO): DNA binding; DNA-binding transcription factor activity
Source: RefSeq, a predicted model, not a curated record
AAAAAGAAAUUGAAAGAGAGAGAGCGAGAGGGAGAAAGAAAAUUGACCCGCAGUUUCUCCCAAUGUCAAGUUAGGGCUUCCAACAUAAUUUCAAGUGCUUUCUUAUCUGCCUUUUAUUAUACAAGAAUAAAUCUCCAACCUCCUUCUCUUCUUCUUCCUUCUCUGCAGAGCUAAGAAAGAGCGAUGCAAAUAUAAGAGCAUCAAAACAAGUCAUGUACCCCCGCCCCAGAUCAUCAUGAAUUUAAUAGAUUCAUGAAUAUUAAUUUGGCAUCUAAAAAUGAAGAAGAAUUUCAGCUCUGAAGAAGGGUCCAAGACCUCAUCCACAAGCCAAUAUAAUCACUCUUCAAGCCAAAAAGGGCGCGGCGACGCCGAUGAAGAUCAAGAAGAAGAAGAAGAAGAGGUGGACAAAAUUAUUAGGUCAGUUGAAGGCGGUAGUACUAAUAAUAAUGAAUUAGAAAACAAGGUGCAGGGUGCAGAAGAAGCUGCUGCAGGUAGUGGUGUUGUUGUUCCAUCUUGCAGAUCUGUACGUCGUCCUUAUAGUCGUUCUAAGAUGGCGAGGCUCCGAUGGACUCCCCAACUCCAUCUUUGCUUUCUUCGUGCUGUUGAAAGACUUGGAGGACAGGAUAGAGCAACACCAAGGCUGGUUCUUCAAUUGAUGAACAUCAAAGGCAUUAGCAUAGCUCAUGUCAAGAGCCAUCUUCAGAUGUAUAGAAGUAAGAAGAUCAAUGACACCAAUCUAGAAAUGCCAGAGCAAGGUCUGUCAUUGGAAAGUGGGGCUCAUAAUUUCUAUUUUCCUAGUCAAUUCCCCAAACUACAUAGUUUCAAUCAAAGAUCUUUAUCUUCUUUAAGUUAUGGGGAUGCUUGCACUUGGAGAGGUCAUGAUAACCAGAUUUGUAGUCUAUACAAUAGUACUAUUGAUAGGUGUGGACUCAAUAGAGCAAAACAUGGACUUUAUGGGUCAAUCACCGAGAGAGUACUUUUUGGAAGACUCAAAAACAAUUCAUUUAAUGGAGAUUCCCAUUUGAAUACUACUAUUUCUUCUCUCAACAACAAAAGAAGAAGCAGCAGGGGUACUCAUCCAACUAUACUACUUGAUGGAGGGGUUGAGUCCUUUCAAAGAUGUUCAAGGAAACCAAUAUCAGGUGAUCAAUUGAUGAACAAUGGAUCUUGUGACAGAAAUUGUAGAGCAAUUCAAGAAGACGAAAACACGGCGAAACGGAAGACAUUGGACUUGAAUCUCUCUCUGAGGGUGAAUGAGAAGGGCAUGGAAGGAACAAGUGAUCAAGAAGAAGAAGAAGAAGAUGUUGUGGAUAGUGAUUUGUGUCUUUCUUUGUCUUCAUCAUCUUUAUCCACAACAAAGCAUGCAAGGAAGACCAAGGUGGUACUGCCAAGUACUCUGGAUCUGACUUUAUGAAUUUUGGACAAAAAAGAAAUUCUAAGUGAGAUCUUGAAGUACUUGUUCAUCAAAACCUAGCUAGCAGUGGACAAUGAUCCAUAUUGUCUCUCUAUUCAAGGAGGUAAGAAGGUUAAACUAGUAUGAUUUGUUUUGUUGUGUUCAAUGUUUUAUGUGCAUGAAUAUCAAGGAGUAGAUGAAUAUAUGUUUAGUUUUACCAGAUAUGGACAAUAUUGUGGGAAAUAAUAUUGUUUUUCAGUGUUAGAAAGAUUAAUUAAUGAACUCUUGUACUGACCUGUUUGGUAGAGCUUAUUUUGAAACUUAUAAGCUAGCUUAUGAGCUUCAAAAUAAGCUUUGUCAAUGACAAUUUCUUCUUGAUUAAC